This is a messenger RNA of Myxocyprinus asiaticus (Chinese sucker), 2205 nucleotides long. RefSeq names its product transcription factor LBX2-like. NCBI's taxonomy places the organism in Eukaryota, Metazoa, Chordata, Actinopteri, Cypriniformes, Catostomidae. The coding region runs from base 473 to 1246 and encodes 257 amino acids. Gene Ontology annotation, molecular function: DNA-binding transcription factor activity, RNA polymerase II-specific; DNA binding. The record is from RefSeq and is a predicted model, not a curated record. Gene Ontology annotation, biological process: regulation of DNA-templated transcription. The transcript is spliced from 2 exons.
UUAUUAUGGUCUGGCCCUUUAAGAGGGAGCAGCGGGUCAGCAAGUAGCGUAGUGUUUCUCUAAUUGAACUUCGCAAAAGCAAUCAACAACAACUAGUUAGCAGUUGCUUGUUGUUUUUUUUUUUUUUUUUAUUUGGUUUUUGUUUGUUUGUUUGUUUGUUUUCUACCUUCUCGAGACCGCUUAUGUUCAUGCAUGCAGCGGCCCCCUGGUCAGAACAGUUACACAAGGUAAAGUUCUUCAUGGAGCAGCUCAGAGAACACUGGAUCCGCAUAAGAGGACUAAAGUUUGGGUGCCUGUGACGCCUUGAAGCAUGGUGCUUUUGGAGAACUAUUUCAGAGUGAGGAAGAACAACGAUUCUGCUUAAAGAAAGCGAUAGAACGUGGGUUUUAUAUGCAUAAGGUGUCGCGGUCGUCUGCACGAACAUUUGCGUGAACUUGGUGACUUCUGUUUGAAAUAGUUUCUUGGGACUGAGAUGACCUCCAAUACUAAAAACAUGAAGGCAUGUUCCGUUUUACAGUCCAGCGGCGAGGAGAGGCGGCGCGGUCCCUUGGACCAACUCCCACCUCCGGCAAACUCCAACAAGCCUCUCACCCCGUUCAGCAUUGAGGAUAUUUUAAAUAAACCCUCCGUGAAGAAGUCGGUCGGUACUCUGUGCGCUCCGCGGGUGCUGGAGAAAGUGACCGGCUCGAGUGCGACUCGGAACGGGAUCAGCGCUCCCUCCUCUCCGUUAUGCGCUCUGGAGGAGCUGGCAAGCAAAACAUUUAAAGGUCUGGAAGUCAGCGUUAUACAAGCUGCAGAAGGUCGCGAACAUCUCAACGCCUUCGGCCAAAGACAAGCCUCCAAAAAACGACGAAAGUCCCGCACAGCGUUCACAAACCAUCAGAUUUACGAGUUGGAAAAGCGCUUUUUGUACCAGAAAUACCUGUCACCGGCCGACAGAGACCAGAUCGCACAGCAGCUGGGUCUGACCAACGCGCAGGUCAUCACCUGGUUCCAGAACCGACGGGCCAAGCUCAAGAGAGACCUGGAGGAGAUGAAAGCGGACGUGGAGUCUCUCAAGAAAAUCCCACCGCAGACACUGCAGAAACUGGUGACCAUGGAGGACCUGGACGACCCCCAUGGUGGCUCUGGGCCCCUUUCUCCCAGUCUUUCCCCGAGGGCCUUUCCACAGUCCCCGUCCUCAUCCAGAGGCCAAACCACAGACGAGUUCUCAGAGGAGGACGAGGAAAUCGAGGUGGACGAUUAAAAAACAGGCCCUUGUUUUCAGAGUAGGACAUUUUUCACAACUUUUGCACGGACUCUGCAGAGAAUGAGAAGAAUGCAAGGAAAGUUUUCUGUCUCCCUUAUUUUUAAUUUAUUGAAAGGAUUGUAAUAUCUCCACAUUCUGAUGUCCACAUUGAAGACGUGAUUUAAGGAAUACUUUUGAGAAAUGUAUAGAGAUAAAUGGUACAGUAUUCAGAGAGCCACAUGUGUAUACAGUGAUUUAUUUGGCCACCUGAUUUUCGAAGGACACGUGUGCAAUUGAUUACACCGUUCAGCACACAUUUAUGACCGCUCUCUCUCUCUCUCUCUCUCUCUCUCUCUCUCUCUCUCUCUAUAUAAACUAUACGCCAAAAGUGAUUUUCAUUUACAUUCUCAGUUUAAUAGAAUUAUAUAUUUAUAAUAAUUUCAGAACAAAACAAACAAACAAACAAAAAACCUCAGAGAGCUAAUUAACCAAUUUUUGAAUCUGAAUUGUAAUUACCAAGACACAUUUCUCAUAUUUUUACGUUAUAUAUCCCAGUUCCUGGCACAAUUCCUAUGAUUACAGGCAUUAUUGACACAUUAUUAAAAAAAGAGCGUGUUUGUCCAAACAAUGCAAGGGCAAGGUUGUGUAUAUAUAUCAAGUUAGGAUGCAUCUAACUCGUUACAUUUAUUGUAACAUUCUAUUUAAUCCUCAUUUAUGUAAAUAAAUGGUAUAUGUAAUUUCACAAUGUUUCUUGAUGUGACCUUGUCCUCUGAGUCAAACUUUAAUCAUGCAUACUAUAUUGAGCUUUUGUUAAAUUAAUAGCCAAUAUGAAAUAGAACCAGUCCCUAAACACUUUUCUAUGCAAGAUGAUGACAAAAUGCUAGUGCACGAUAGUGCAUAUAGCCUACAUACUGCAUAAACUGUUUUUCGGCACACUCUUGUGGGGUUAAACAGCUGAGAGAAGCAAUGCACUUUUA